UUUUUCUUUGUUCCAAGGGGUUUUGGGCUUUUGGCAUCGAAGUGGUGGCGACUGGCCGUGGGAAUGAGGGUUUGAAACAUUGAAACAGGAAAGAUGCCCCGGAGUCUGUCGCGCUCUCCAUCUUACCGACGAAGAUACUCACCGCCGUCCCCGGCGCCUCACCAUCGCCACAAUCGAAGAAGCCGAAGGGAUCGAAGCCUAAGCCGAAGCCGCUCUCCCUAUUCCAAUUCCCACUCCAGGCGAAGAAGUCGUUCUAAUUCCUCGCGUCGCCGUAGAAGCCGCUCGCCAUCCUAUAAGCGCCGCAACCGAUCUCGGACGCCUAGGCGACGCAGAAGACAAAGCAGUAGGAGUACUUCUUUGUCUCCUUUACCCAAGUCUCGUAGUCCAAGUGUUGCGUCUGCUGAACGCAAAUCUGCCACUGAGAAACUUAAAAGAGAGGAGGAAGAAAAUAAGAGGCGUCAACAUGAGGAAGAACUGAAACAAUUGGAAGAAGAGACUGCGAGGAGGCUGGAGGAAGCGAUUCGGAAAAAUGUUGAGGAGAGGUUGAGUUCAGAAGAAGUCAGGUUAGAAAUAGAGAGGCGAAUAGGGGAAGGUCGAAAGAAAUUGUUUGAUGAUGUUGCAACUCAACUUGAAAAAGAAAAGGAAGCUGCUCUUAUUGAAGCAAGAAGGAAAGAAGAACAAGCUCGAAAAGAGAGAGAAGAGCUAGAUAAGAUGCUAGAAGAGAAUAGGAGGAGAGUGGAAGAGGCUCAAAGAAGAGAGGCUUUAGAGCAGCAGCGGAAAGAGGAGGAACGCUACCGGGAGUUGGAGCUAAUUCAAAGGCAGAAAGAAGAGGCAUUGCGGAGAAAAAAGCUUGAAGAGGAAGAAGAGCGUGCAAACCAGAUGAAAUUGUUGGGAAGCACAGCUAGGGAAAGGAAUAAGAGGAACGAAUUUCAUUACGACAGCUUCCUCCGAGACGGCUACAAAAGUCUUGCUCGAAGAAUCUGUGGGGGCAAGCUAACCCAUACCUAAAGCAACCAGAGAUUUUUCCUUAAGAGAGAAGUCUCCGAACCCCAAACAUAGCACCUUCUGUCACGCAAGUCUCGAGUCUAGGCUUUGACUAGAUGAAGACAUUGAAGAUUAUCUAUCUAUAAGCCUCACAAUAUUCACUCAAGACAAAAUAUGGCUUGGGACUGCAUCCGGUAAGGCCUGCCUUUGAAAAUCUUGGUGAUUAGCAUUUGGAAGGGGGAUUUUAGACCUUUGGAAUUCAAUGUGAGGAAAAAACAUAGUUUUCCUUUUUUCAACAAUGGAUGUUAUAAUGACAUAAAUAGGAUGGAAGAGAGCUCAGUCUCAUUUGAAACACCUACGGCAGUAUCAUGACUGAGAAGCAGUCUUAGAAUCCAUUAAAAUUGGAAGAAGAG
Messenger RNA from Juglans microcarpa x Juglans regia, 1397 nucleotides. RefSeq lists its product as uncharacterized. The record is from RefSeq and is a predicted model, not a curated record. Bases 94 to 1008 code for a protein of 304 amino acids. Gene Ontology annotation, cellular component: nucleoplasm; mitochondrion. The transcript is spliced from 5 exons. Gene Ontology annotation, molecular function: cadherin binding. NCBI's taxonomy places the organism in Eukaryota, Viridiplantae, Streptophyta, Magnoliopsida, Fagales, Juglandaceae.